UGGCAGGCCUUGCCUGUUUGCACCAGAACGGUUACUGCUGCAAAAUAUGCUCGGCUUUAAAGUCACAGGCACCCGUUUUCCACGUUCAUUUGGACGAGCACUGAAAAAUUAAUGUCACUUUGUGGGAUAGGAAUCUCGACACGAUCCAGUGGAUUUGCUGCUAAACUAUGGAUCCCAGUGAGCUUCCAGGGUCUCUAAACCCCUUCCAGCUUGCAGACGAGGCUUUGAGGAACGACUUGCUGACCAUGCCCACCAGCAUGGAGGUCCCCGGCAGCGACUUGCUGGGGUUGGAUGAGUACAGCGCUGCCACGCCCACUCUGACCCAGUCCGAGAGAGUCAGGCAAAAGACGCAGGACAGCUUGAGCAUCUUGGAGAACCCGGACUCCUUGGAACUGUCCAAGACCCAGGUGGAGGAGUUCUACAGCAAAGUGUUCCCAGAGCCGUCUGGAUCGGCGGGUCCCUGGCCAGCAGAUGUGCCUAAAAUCGGGGAAGCCGAGGCUGUGAUGCCAAAGGAGGCUGGGGAUGUAGAGAUGGAGGAGGAGGAGGAGGAGGAGGUUGAGGAUUUGGUAGGGAAGGAGUCAGGGAAUGACAUUGGCAGCUCUGAGGAGGCACCACAGCCACAAACGGAAGAGGAGCAGACAAAAAGUACACUGGUAGUGAAGCCCGAAUUAAAAGCUGAAAGUAGCACUGUAAGCCCCCCCUCAUCUGCAUCCCCGGCCGUAUCUAACCAGGAGGUGCCUUUGGUAGAUGAGAAAAAGACUGACUCCAAAGAGCCUGAGCCUGAGCAGGGGGAGAUUGAGCCUGAGCAGGGGGAGAUCGAGCCUGAGCAGGGGGAGAUCAAGCCUGAGCAGAGGGAGAUCGAGCCUGAGCAGGGGGAGAUCGAGCCUGAGCAGGGGGAGAUCGAGCCUGAGCAGGGGGAGAUCGAGCCUGAGCAGGGGGAGAUCGAGCCUGAGCAGGGGGAGAUCGAGCCUGAGCAGAGGGAGAUCAAGUCUGAGCAGGGGGAGACCAAGCUUGCAGAAGUUGCCUCUACAGCGGCAUGCCAGACCUCUGAUGUAGAUAGCCUGGUGCAAAUCAAAAAUGAGUGUAAAGCUGAAGAAGGUGAUACAGCAGCAGAGGGCAGCAAAAGCCAACAAGCCAGCGGGGUCAAAUCGGAAGAAAAGCCAGAGGUACCACCAGCAGCUGCUAAAGUCUCCUGUACAGAUCAGACACUGGGGACUCCUGCAGCCUCUAGCCCAGCCGAAAAAACAGCUGAUGCUUCAGAGGAAAAGCCCAAAGGCAGAAUGGAAAUGAGGAGAACUGAACGCCUUAGGAGAACCGAGUUCUUGAAAAACGAAUCCCGGGGAUCGACAGGACUUUCAGACAGUGUUCAGUUAUCUGAUGACGACUCUGACGCCAUGGUGGACGAUCCCAACGAUGAGGACUUUGUCCCGUGCAGCACCCCUCGACGCUCCAGCCGGAUGUCUCUGCGCAACCAGAGGCCUCACACGCCGGCAACUGCGGCAGUCCCCCCCGGUGCACACAGCCGACCCAGGAGCACAGUUCACAGUGCCCCGAGCACGCCGCACAGCACGCCACAGAGCACAGUGCACAGCACACCCCAGAGCACACCUCACAGCACACCCCAGAGCGCGCCCCCGCGCUCACUCACCAAAAUGUACUGUGCACACUGCAGGACCCCCCUGCAGAAGGGGCAGACUGCCUACCAAAGGAAAGGGAUGCCUCAGCUCUUCUGCUCUUCCAUCUGCCUCUCUGCCUUCUCCAAGAAACCGCCAAGGAAGAAGCCUUGCGUGUUCUGCAAAAAGGACAUUUGGAGUACAAAAGAUUCCGUUGUCGCCCAGACAGGGCCGGGAAACUCUUUCCAGGAGUUCUGUAAUAAAACUUGCCUUUCACUUUACGAAGCCCAGUUACAAAGGGCAUCUGUUCCGACAGCUGAUUCUACUGCCCCAAGGUGUAGCAUCUGCCACAAAGCAGGAGAGAUCCAGCAUGAAGUGAGCAGUGGCAAUAUGGUCCACCGUCUUUGCAGUGACACCUGCUUUACCAAGUUCAGAGCCACAAAGGGGCUGAAAACAAACUGCUGUGAUAACUGUGGGGUGUACAUCUACAACAAAGGGCUUCCUCUAGAGUACCUCUUUCACGAGGGACAGCAGAAGAGGUUCUGCAACUCUGCCUGCUUAGCCAUGUACAAGAAGAAAAACACCAAAGUGUACCCGUGCAUGUGGUGCAAGACUCUGUGCAAGAACUUCGACAUGCUCUCGAGUGUGGGCCGCAAUGGCAAAAUGGGACUCUUCUGUUCUGUGUGCUGCAUCACGUCUCACAAAGUCAAGAACGCAGGGCCCACAGUUCCUCCCAAGCCGUGCAGCUUCUGCAGGCGCAGUCUGUCAGACCCGGGGUAUUACAACAAGACCGACAGGGUGGUCAGUCAGUUCUGCAGUCCCAGCUGCUGGACUAAAUUUCAGAAAUCCAGCCCCGAAGGUGACAUUCAUUUAAACUGUCACUCCUGUCACAAUCUAUUCAGCGGCAAGCCUGAAGUACUGGACUGGCAGAACACCAUCUACCAGUUCUGCUGUAAAGAGUGCUGUGAGGAUUACAAGAGGCUGCACGGAGUGGUGUCGGUCUGCGAGCACUGCAAGCAGGAGAAGCUGCUGCACGAAAAGAUCAAGUUUUCAGGAGUGGAAAAGAAUUUCUGCAGUGAAGGCUGUAUUUUACUGUACAAGCAGGACUUCACUAAGAACCUGGGCCUGUGUUGCAUUACUUGUACAUACUGCUCCCAGACAUGCAAACGAGCUGUAACAGAAGAGCUGGAUGGCAACACCUGGGAUUUCUGCAGCGAGGAAUGCAAAACCAAGUACCUGCUCUGGUACUUUAAGGGAGCCAGGUGCCAUGCCUGCAAACGACAAGGGAAGCUUUUGGAAACCAUACACUGGCGUGGGGAGAUCAAACACUACUGUAACCAGCAAUGCCUCCUGCGUUUCUACAGCCAGCAGAACCAGCCCAACCUGGACACUCAGAAGGGGCCCGAGAGCUUGCUAAACAAACAUACGCAAGAGUCGAAAACAUCAACCACUGCUGCUAAGAAAUUUGAACCUGCUGAAAAGACGCACACAACCCAGCUCCCCCCAUCUCUGUCUCCUCCCCCCUUACCCACCGCACGCAAGAACAAGGCUGCCAUGUGCAAGCCACUGAUGCAGGACCAAGAGGUGUCCUGCAGACCCGUGAUGACGUCAAAAGGUUGCCAGACAGAGGAAGACUGGAAACCACAGACGGUUAUCAUCCCAAUCCCAGUCCCUGUCUUUGUGCCAGUGCCUAUGCAUAUGUACUGUCAGCAAGCACCAGUGCCUUUCACCAUGCCGAUCCCAGUCCCAGUUCCCAUGUUUCUUCCAACCACCCUGGAGAGCGCUGAUAAGAUCGUGGAAACGAUUGAGGAGCUGAAAGUGAAGAUCCCGUCCAACCCGCUCGAGGCUGACCUUCUCGCCAUGGCGGAGAUGAUUGCAGAGGCUGAGGAGAUGGAUAAAGCAUCCUCCGAUCUCUGUGAUCUCGCCAGCAAUCAGAGUGCAGAGGGCUUGCUGGAAGACUGCGAUUUGUUUGGACCAGCCCGAGACGAUGUCCUGGCGAUGGCAGUCAAAAUGGCAAAUGUUUUGGAUGAGCCGGUUCAGGACUUGGAAGCAGAUUUUCCUAAAACUCCCUUAGAUCCCAGCGUUGACUUCCUUUUCGACUGUGGACUCGUGACCACCGAUGAUGAUCAUACAGAACAUGAGCUUCCCAGAGCUGUAAGAAAGAGCCAGAAACGGAUACUGCUGUCAGAGAGCUGCUCCCGAGACUCGAUGAGCAGCCAUUCGGGAUGCACAGGGUUAAAUUAUUCCUACGGAGUGAGCGCCUGGAAGUACUGGGCUCAGUCCAAGCAUUCCGGCAACGAGGGCAGAAAAAACGAAGAGCUGCGAUUUGGCCCUAAACCAAUGAUGAUAAAAGAGGAUAUCCUUACUUCCACUGCUGCUGAACUGAACUAUGGACUGGCACAGUUUGUGAAGGAAAUCUCUCGACCGAAUGGAGAAAGAUACGAUCCAGACAGCAUUUACUACCUGUGCCUUGGAAUACAGCAGAUCUCGGGGCUCUUGGCAGCAUCAAUGCAGAAGGUGUAAGGUUCUCUUUUCACCAAAAACAGGAUGUUUGUUUGCGGCCCCAUGCUGUGAUUCAGAAUGGGAUCUGAAGUGCUGCUAGCACCUGCUUUGCAUGUGUGAAGUGAUUUAAUGAUCAUCCUGUGGAUUCAGGAAGUUUACUAAGCCUGGGGCGAGGACUAAUAUUUCACCAUCGAUCUAUCGUUUUCCAAAAAAGCUGAUGCAUCGAUUUCAUCGACGUUAUGAAAGGGUAAAAAGAAAUACAGCAGUAAUGCACGUGGAGCUGAGUGGAUUAAUAUGUAACAUUACUAGUAAAGGUUUAAAAACUAUUAUACUGAUUUAAAUGACAUCAGUUUGUGCAAAUAUUAUUAUUGUUUAUUUAGCAGACUCCUUUAUCCAAGGCAACUUGCAGAGACUAGGAUGGAGAGCGGGGGAAACUUUGUUUAAAACCUUUACACAGAAACAAUGCACAGGCUUGACUGUCGAUAGCAUUCAAACGAUGUGGUGGAUAGAUGCACUGCUUCAGCCUUACAAGUUACAGUAGUAUUGUUUACAUACCUGGGCUGCAAUAAAGCCUAUCCGUGCCUUUGCUGUACAGGUGUGUGCCGUAACCGCAAAAAAAAGUCUUCUGCAAAUAGUUUUGUCAUGUUUGCCAGGCUCAGUGAACAGAUUCAUUAAUUAAAAACAUUAAAUAAAUGACUGGUAAAAGCUUAUGUAUCUCAUUUUCCAAGAGCUGAUGGUAGAUUGGAAGAACACGACCAGCUUAUGCAUGAGCUUUGAGAGCAGUCUUGCACAACACUUCGACUGGAAUGCAGUCCCUCACAGUCUCUGUGCUAGACAGCAUCUCACUAACCUGCAGGCAAAGUGUCACAAGCAGAUACCCUUGCUGUAAAUGCAAAUAAUUCCCAGCUGGUGAAGAGGACUGCUAAGCAAACCCUUUGUUUGCAUUUGUAGGCAUUGUGUGGAAGGCUUUGACAGGCAGCUGGGGGUAUAGCUCAGCGGUAGAGCAUUUGACUGCAGAUCAAGAGGUCCCUGGUUCAAGUCCGGGUGCCCCCUUGCAACUUUUUAUUAAUUGCAGUUUUUUUUUUAUUUUAUUUUAUUUAUUUAUUUAUGUAAAACAGUAAUUUUUCUCCCAAGCCGGCAGAUUACUGUUCUUUAUCGGUCAAGCCUGACUUUGGAUAGGUUUUGCAUAGUAUUGUCAGACUGUCUGCACUUUUGUUAUAGAGCUGAACUUUGAGAACAAAGGGGUUCUUGUUAUUAGUUUUUCUUGUGUUUUAUGCCCCACCUUUUCAGCUGUGAUGGAAAAUGAAGGGAAUCUGAAAGCAUUUUUAGUUUCUAAUAAGAUAAAGUAAAAAAUAAUAUUUUUAAUUCUUUCAAGAAUUUCAUUUAGGACUUAUUUCCAUGUAAGACGCUCAAACUGUUGAAUUAGUUACAGGCCAGCAGAGUUACUUGGUGCUGAAAGAGUUAUGAUAAUUCUGAAAUGCUUCCCUGCUGUAAUUUCUAAGCCCUGCCACUAGGCGGCACUAGCAAGCAGUACUCGGUGUGUAAGACAAGUGUGUGGUGUUCUAUGUACUGGAAUUACUUGUAAUCUCUGUGGCUCCUCAAACUGCUGAGUUGAAAUGCCACAGUACCAGGCUUCCUGUUCCUGAUGUUGAAAUGUGGAUCUAAUUGUUUUUAGAUGAGCCUUGCCGUUUGGAACACAAAGCACAAUCAGGAAAAGAUACAAUAUGCAUGAUCUGUGUUAAACCCUUUGUUGGGGGUAACAGUCAUAAUAAAAUAUAAUAACUACCUACCCAAAUAUUUCUCACAUCGAUGUAUUUGUGCUCAACAUUAAACUUCCUGAGCUUUGAGUAUCUACUUAUUUAUUCAUUCAUUUUAAGUGCGGUGAGAUGUUGACCUUGAGAAUCAUACAGCAUGAUUUCUGUGAACGACCGCUCCCAUUCUGCUUCCCACAGUGGAAACAGUGCGCUAAAGGGUUAAGUUAAUCACUGUGGGAUUCCUGUUUUCUACACAUCUGGCGUCUGCUGUUUUAUGGGAAAGUUCAGGCCGCAGGAAACUGUGCCAACUAGAAGCAGGCUCUAGGACAAGGACUAAUGCUUUUACAGUGAGCUACCAGUUUCCGAUGGCUUUUUUCAGACAAGAUGAUGUUUUUAUAACCUUGCUUUAUCUCCGUAGUGUAUAUCAUUUGU
This is a messenger RNA of Acipenser ruthenus (sterlet), 6301 nucleotides long. RefSeq names its product zinc finger MYM-type protein 3-like. NCBI's taxonomy places the organism in Eukaryota, Metazoa, Chordata, Actinopteri, Acipenseriformes, Acipenseridae. The transcript is spliced from 22 exons. The record is from RefSeq and is a predicted model, not a curated record. Gene Ontology annotation, molecular function: zinc ion binding. The coding region runs from base 168 to 4136 and encodes 1322 amino acids.